Messenger RNA from Myotis myotis, 3681 nucleotides. It is a transcript of the gene ADAM12, whose product is annotated as ADAM metallopeptidase domain 12. Gene Ontology annotation, molecular function: metalloendopeptidase activity. Gene Ontology annotation, biological process: proteolysis. The transcript is spliced from 28 exons. Lineage: Eukaryota; Metazoa; Chordata; Mammalia; Chiroptera; Vespertilionidae. The record is from RefSeq and is a predicted model, not a curated record. Bases 1 to 3681 code for a protein of 1226 amino acids.
AUGGCUUCACUGACGGGCAGGGGUAUGAUCGUACACGUCAACAUCGUCAACGGACAAAAGUCGCUGCUGCAAAGGUUCCUGCCCCAGGAACGGGCCUGGCACUCCCGUUUGACCAGCUGUAAUCGAGCCCCUGCUUGUAGCGAGGACGCUGCCCUACCUAGGCUCGCGGAGGGCAACAAGUCCAGCCGCUGGGCAAAGCCCCUUGAUCCAAGAGUCCACGCGGGGCAGCUCCCCCGCAGCCCGGAGGCGGACAUGUGGUCCUCCACGCAGCUGGCCCUUCCCUCCUUCCCCAGCCUGCCCUCCACCGGGGCCGCCGAUGCCCCCACCUGGAGCCCCUCCCCCGGCACAGCGCCCCGCAUCCUGUCGGGACCGGCUGAAGACAGGCGCUUUCUCUUUGCUGCAGGGCUGACCGUGGGACGCACCGUCGCACCUGCCGCGCCGCCCAGGACGGAGGACGGGGCAGGAGCCUAUGAGGUGGUCAGCGCCUCGCUCCUGGACGGAGACUUCUGGAACCCCAGGCGCAGCGCCCACGGCAAGAAUCACCCAGAGGUGCUGACUUUUCGAAUACGCCUGGAGAGCGAGGAGCUGAUCGUGAAUCUGGAACGAAACGAAGGCCUCAUUGCCAACGGUUUCACGGAAACCCAUUACCUGCAGGACGGCACGGAGGUGUCCCUCACUCGGAACCACACGGGUCAUUGUUACUACCACGGGCACGUGCAAGGACACCCCGGCUCCACGGCCAGUCUCAGCACCUGCUCCGGUCUCAGGGGACUCAUUACGUUUGAAAAUAAAAGCUAUGUCCUAGAGCCGAUGGACAAUGUAACCGACAGAUACAAGCUCUUCGCGGCCGAAGCCCUGAAGGGCGUCUGGGGGUCAUGCGGGUCCCAUCCCAGCGCCUCGGGCCCCACUGCAGGCGGCAGGCGCCCACCGCCCUCCCGAACGCGGCAUAAGAGAGAGACCCUGCAGAUGACCAAGUACGUGGAGCUGGUUAUUGUCGCCGACAACCGCGAGUUUCAGAGGCAAGGAAAAGACCUGGGAAAAGUGAAGCAGCGACUCAUAGAGAUCGCUAACCACGUGGACAAGUUUUACAGGCCGCUGAACAUCCGCAUUGUGCUGGUGGGCGUGGAGGUGUGGAGCGACAUCGACAAGUGCCCCAUCGGCCAGGACCCCUUCGCCAGCCUGCACGAGUUCCUGGACUGGAGGAAGGCCAAGCUCCUGCCUCGCAAGUCCCACGACAACGCACAGCUUGUCAGUGGGGUCUAUUUCCAAGGCACCACCAUCGGCAUGGCGCCCAUCAUGAGCAUGUGCACGGCGGAGCAGUCCGGGGGCAUCGUCAUGGACCACUCGGACAGCCCCCUGGGCGCGGCCGUGACGCUGGCGCACGAGCUGGGCCACAACUUCGGGAUGAACCAUGACACCCUGGAGCGCGGCUGCAGCUGCCGGACGGCCCCGGACAAGGGGGGCUGCAUCAUGAACCCCUCGACCGGGCUCCCGUUCCCCGCCGUGUUCAGCAGCUGCAGCCGGAAGGACCUGGAGGCCAGCCUGCAGAAGGGCGUGGGCAUGUGCCUCUUCAACCUGCCCGAGGUCCGGCCGGCCUUCGGGGGCCGCAAGUGCGGGGACGGCUACGUGGAGGAAGGCGAGGAGUGCGACUGCGGGGAGCCCGAGGAAUGUACCAGCCGCUGCUGCAACGCCUCCACCUGCACCCUGACGCCGGGCGCCGUCUGCGCGCACGGGCUCUGCUGCGAACACUGCCAGCUGAAGCCUGCGGGCACGGCCUGCAGGGGCGCCAGCAAUGCCUGCGACCUCCCCGAGUUCUGCUCAGGGGCCAGCCCGCACUGCCCGGCCAACGUGUACCUCCACGAUGGGCACCCGUGCCAGGGCGUGGACGGCUACUGCUACAACGGCAUCUGCCAGACCCACGAGCAGCAGUGCGUCACACUCUGGGGACCAGGCGCGAAGCCCGCCCCCGGGAUCUGCUUUGAGAGAGUCAACUCGGCAGGCGACCCCUACGGCAACUGCGGCAAAGACGCCAAGAGCUCCUUCGCCAAGUGCGAGACGAGGGACGCCAAGUGCGGGAAGAUCCAGUGCCAAGGGGGUGCCAGCCGGCCGGUCAUUGGCACCAACGCCGUCUCCAUAGAAACGAACAUCCCCCUGCAGGAAGGGGGCCGGGUCCUGUGCCGCGGGACCCACGUGUACCUGGGCGACGACAUGCCGGACCCGGGGCUGGUGCUGGCCGGCACCAAGUGCGCGGACGGAAAAAUUUGCCUCAAUCGUCGGUGUCAAAACAUCAGCGUGUUUGGUGUGCACGAGUGUGCGAGGCAGUGCCACGGCCGAGGGGUGUGCAACAACAGGAAGAACUGCCACUGCGAGGCCCACUGGGCGCCCCCCUUCUGCGACAAGGUCGGCUUCGGAGGAAGCACAGACAGCGGCCCCAUCCGGCAAGCAGGUCACCGCGGCCUCACGGCCGGCGUCCUGGCCAGCAUCCUGUGUCUCCUCGCGGCCGGACUUGCGGUUUAUCUCAAAAGGAAGACGCUGGUCCGACUGCUGUUUACAGACAAGAAGACCCUUGAGAAGCUAAGGUGCGUGCGCCCGGCCCGGCCCCCCGGCGGCUGCCAGCCCAGCCAGGCCCCCCUCGCGCCCCUCAGCCAAGGUGUGAUGAGGAAGCCAGCGCCGUCCAGCUCAGCCACGGACAACCCCAAGAGGCCGCCGCAGUGUCAGAACGUUGCCAUCAGCAGGCCCCUGCAGGCCCUGGGCCGCCCCCGGCCCCCGUCCCCGCAGCGAGUGCUCCCGACCCUCCACCAGGCGCCCCGCACGCCCAGCGUCCCUGCCAGACCCCUGCCGGCCACCCCUGCCCUCAGGCAGGCCCAGGGGACCCGGAAGCCCAGCGCCCCUCAGAAGCCCCUGCCCGCAGUGCCUCUGAGCAAGACGGCCCGGCUCGCCCCCGCCCCCGCCCCCGCCAGCGCCCCAGGCCCGGAGUCGGGGCUCCGCCUGGCACCCCUCAGCUUAGUGAACCUGGGCGGCCACGCCUGGUGGGACUGUGGAGGGGACGGGACUUUCUGCCCGGGGCUCGUGGGAGCGCAGUCCCCAGCUGGCCAGGCUGUGGUCAGGGCUCCAGAGGCCCCGGGGUACCCGGCCCCUGCAGGCCAGAAGGGGGGCUUCCGGGGCCCUGGCACAGCUGAAAGGCGGCCCCUCGAAGCCCGGGCUGUCUGCCUGGGGAGCCAUGUGCACAAGGACAUCCUGCAGACGCCGUGUCCAGCAGCAGGCGAGGUCCAGUGCCGUGUGCCUCACUGUCCCCUGGAGGGGCCACGGCGGCCGUUUUCAGGGCCUGAAGCGGAGACAGAGCGGCCCAAGAACCUCGGUCUGCCGUCCAGGGAACGAGGCUGUCUCGAGCUCCCCCUGCCCCCGCCGUAUCUAGGCAACACAGUACUCAGGACCGUGGGUGAGGACCGGGGGCCUGACCGUGGCGCGGUCAGUGCUGCGAUCGUCCACCGCGUCAUCGCCGGCCCGGACGGCUGCACCGACGACACAGCCUUAUCCCUGGGCACCAGCCUAACCUCCCCUGACCGUGCCCACGUGGUAUUAAAGGAACAGUACUUCCCAGAUGCAAUGGUGGGGACAAAAGUCAACGCUUACGUUUCCACAGCAGCCCAUGUCUCACGCUGUGUAGUUCUACGGGUGUGA